Molecule: messenger RNA, 2226 nt
Organism: Rubroshorea leprosula
Lineage: Eukaryota; Viridiplantae; Streptophyta; Magnoliopsida; Malvales; Dipterocarpaceae
Source: the annotation of a GenBank genome assembly
CACUGCUUCUUCCAUCUGAGAAAAGGGUUUUCUGGUUUGGCCACCGAACAAGAGAUGGCAGACAUAGAAAACCAAAAUAAUGAGAUUCAAUCACAACAACAAGAAAACCAAGAAGAACCCGCAGCCAUUUUCUUUAGUAAAGCAGAUCCACCUUUUGAGGAUGUUGUGUACAAAAUCGAAGCCACUCGCAAAAAAGGGUUAUGUGGAAAAACUGAACAAUCCGAAGAAAAAGUGAUCUUGAAUGGAGUCACGGGGAUGGUGUGUCCCGGUGAGAUAGUGGCUAUGUUGGGUCCGUCCGGUAGCGGUAAAACGACUCUCUUAACAGCCCUAGGAGGCAGAUUGGGCAGUAGUUUGAAUGGCAGAUUGGGCAGUACUUUGAAUGGCAGCUGCUGUAGUUUAACAGGUUCCAUAACCUAUAAUGGCAAACGCUUCUCCAACCCUAUGAAGCGAAAGACCGGCUUCGUCACCCAAGAUGAUGUGCUCUAUCCUCACCUGACCGUGGAAGAAACCCUGGUCUUCACUGCCCUCCUUCGACUUCCAAAUACCCUUAAAAAAAAGGAGAAAGUAUUGCAUGCUGAGGCUGUGAUUACUAAGCUCGGACUGACUAAGUGCAAGAACAGCAUAAUUGGAGAUACAUCCCUUAGGGGGAUUUCUGGUGGAGAAAGGAAAAGGGUGAGUAUAGGGCAGGAGAUGCUUAUAAACCCUAGCUUGUUGUUUUUGGAUGAGCCUACAUCAGGGCUAGACUCCACCACGGCUCAAAGGAUUGUGUCCACGUUGUGGGAGCUGGCCAAAGGUGGGAGGACGGUGGUGAUGACAAUCCACCAACCGUCCAGUAGGCUGUUCUACAUGUUUCAUAAGGUAUUGCUCCUGUCAGAAGGUAAUCCUUUGUAUUUUGGGAAGGGAUCGUCGGUCAUGGAUUAUUUCCAUAGCAUCGGAUAUUCUCCUUCCGUUACAAUGAAUCCCUCAGAUUUCUUACUUGAUCUUGCUAAUGGUGUUUCAUCACAUGAAGAGAGAGAAGAGGAAAGUGUGGUGAAGCAAACACUAAUAUCUGCCUAUAAGACCAAUCUUGCUGAGAAAUCAAUUCUAGAAAUUGAGAGUCUUGCACUUCCUCAUGAUCAAGUAGAAAUUGAACAAUUUGCACGUUGGUCCACCACCUGGUGGCAACAAUUUACUGUCUUACUAAGGAGAGGAGUUAAGGAGAGACGAUAUGCGUCUUUCUCUAGACUCAAGAUUGCUCAAGUCCUUGUAAUAUCUUUCCUUGUGGGAUUACUAUGGUGGCAAUCUAAUAUUGCUCACUUACAAGAUCAGAUUGGAUUGUUGUUCUAUUACUCAGGAUUUUGGAGUUUCUCCCCUAUGUUUAAUGCCAUUUUCACCUUCCCUCAAGAAAGGAUGAUGCUAGAAAAAGAACGUUCUUCCGGCAUGUAUAGGCUUUCAUCCUACUUUUUGGCAAGAACCUUCCAUGAUCUCCCCAUGGAGCUUGCGCUUCCGACUAUUUUUGUCACCAUAACCUACUGGAUGGCAGGUUUCAAGCAUGCCGCUUUGCAUUUCCUACAUACACUUUCUGUCCUCCUUUAUAAUGUCUUGGUCUCCCAAGGCUUAGGACUUGCUAUUGGGGCAAUGGUAAUGGACCAAAAAUCAGCAACCAUGCUUGGAUCUGUAAUUAUGCUUUCCUUCGAACUGGCAGGAGGAUACUAUGUGCAACAUGUCCCUCCCUUCAUAGCAUGGAUAAAGUAUGGGUCCAUCACCUAUAACAGUUACAAAUUGCUAAUCGGGUCUCAAUUCAAGACAAAUGAAACCUAUCCUUGUGGCGAUUUUGGGAAGGUUUGCUCAGUUGGAGAGUUUCCAUCGAUCAAGUUAGUGGGGUUAGAAGGACAAGCUCUUGCUGCCAUAGCUUUGGGUAUCAUGCUUGUGGGGUAUAGACUCAUAGCUUAUAUUGCCCUCAUGAGGAUUGGUGUGAACUCCCCAUGUUUAAGAUCAAGAAGCAAUGUGGUACCUUGAAGUUUUGCAGACAUACAAACUGUUCUACAAGAACCUUGUCCAAGACUUUGUAUGAAAUCAUACAAACGGUUAAAUGAAUGACUGCAAGUUGUUCUAGGAAGCUCUAUAUAUUAAUGUUUUCCUGAUGUUCAUACAUUCCUAAUUUAUUAAUCUUACAAAAAAACCCAAGAGUGUCUCUUUUGAUGAAUAUGCCUCCUGAUUCGAGACAAAUUAAUUUGACUGAGCUGC